Symbiodinium sp. CCMP2592 is the source of this 975-nucleotide messenger RNA. Lineage: Eukaryota; Dinophyceae; Suessiales; Symbiodiniaceae. The record is from the annotation of a GenBank genome assembly.
AUGUUCAAUCCGAUCAUCUUCCAGGCACCAAGGGCCUCAUACAGCAAGACCUCCUUCCCCAGGAAUCUAUGUACGAUCCCAUGGAAUCCGAUGAUUUCACCAGGCCGCACAGGCGGAGUACCCUGCCUCUGGUUUCCUGCACCAAAGGCGGCCUCCGUGGUGAUGUACUUUCACGCGAACUCCGAGGACAUUGGCACUGCCUUCCAUUUCGUAAAACACAUGCGAGAUCAGUUCAAGGUGAACGUCAUUGCCGUGGAGUAUCCCGGCUAUGGGCUACUGCAAGGCAUCGAGCCCGCCGAGGAGACCAUCUUCGAAGUCGCCCUGACGGUGUUCAGAUAUCUCGUGGAUGACUUGCGGGUCAGCUAUUCUUCUGUGAUCGUUUUUGGCCGAUCCUUGGGAAGUGGCCCCGCGAUUUUCUUGGCAUCCCAGUAUCCCCUCGGCGGCAUGAUACUGGUUUCGCCGUUCAUUUCUAUUCGCGCUGCUGCCAAACAUAUUGGUGGCAGAAUAGUGGCCUUCAUGUUCAGCAAUGUCUUCCAGAACCACAAGAGGAUGGUGAAUGUCUCGUGCCCGGUGCUUUUUAUCCACGGCGCCAGCGAUUCCCUGAUACCCGUGGAACACUCGAAGACGCUGUUUAGCCUCUGCCGAUCUCGCAAGCUUCUAAUCACUCCAGCGAAGAUGGAUCACAACAGCAGCAUGUUCAGUGAUCCGAAUGCUUUUGCCGUGCCUGCCAUACACUUCUUCGGCUUCCCCGGAUGGCGCACGCUGACACCGCCCUUCAUGCCGUUCGACCUCUUCGAGGCACACCGGCUGGACUCAGAGAACAUGCACUUGAGAGAUGGCUCGGGAAAGAAGAUGGAGGGUCCCGAGUCUUGGCUCUACAACUGCUGCGGGAAGCUUUCCGAAGAGAGUGAUCAGGUCCUCGUGAAGCAGGAGAAGACGCUUCAAGAAGAAUGCGUCCAGAACGACUACGUAUAG